GCCUUGCGGCUCCGCGCGCUCCGCCUCGGGGGUCGUUUCUUCUUCUUCUUCUUCCCGCCAAAACAAAAGAGCGCUUCACCUCCACUUAAACAUAUUCAUAACGAUUUUAAUAUAUAUGUGUAUAAUACGUAAAAAAUGUAGGAAAUACCAACGCAUCUCAUUAUCCUCUACUGUAUAUUACCUUGUUUUUCUUCAUCUAAUUGUAAAACUCACCAAAAUUAACAAAUAUAUUUUCUAGUUUUUCUUUUUUUAGCAACCGUACGAAAAUUGUAUUAUUAUUUUUUACACGCGUAAAGAAAUCUGUUAUUAUCAGUCCUACCACUUCUCGUUAGUUAUUACUUUGUCGGCGGGAUUUUUUUGUUUAUUUGAUUUUAAAUGUGAAAUUCUGAGGAGAAAGUGGAGUCGCAGCUUCCUCUCGUCUGUCGCAAGACUCUGAUCGCUCCUUCUCAAUCACUCUAUGCCUGUGUGUAACUUUGUGUUUACUAUUACACGCUUUCCUGCCUUGUACCAUGUAAACAUUCGUCGUCGCACGCGUGUGUGCCCAUGUACUUUGAACUUCUUUCGCACCGUACGUAGCCAACCGCGUUAAUCGGAGGUGGUGGUUGUAGAUGGUUGUUGUUGUUGUUGUUUGAGCGUGGAGAUUUGUUGUUGUUGGUUCUCUCUCCUCUGCUGGUGGUUGUGUCGUGAUCGCGGGAUGGCGGUUCGGGUUCGUCUCGUGUUGUAGUGGUGGUGGUUGUUGUGGUGGUGUUGUUGUGGUGGUUGUCGUGGUGUAGUUGUAGUGGUUGUUGUGGUGGUAGUGUUGUGGUGGUAGUGUGGUGGUAGUUGUGGUUGUCGUGGUGAUGGUGUUGUGGUGGUAGUGUUGUGGUGGUUGUAGUUGUGGUGGUUGUAGUUGUGGUGGUAGUGUUGUGGUGGUGGUAGGGUUGUGGUGGUUUUGUGGUGGUGUUGUGGUGGUGGUAGUGUUGUGGUAGUGGUGUUGUGGUAGUGGUGGUUGUUGUUGUGGUUGUUGCGGGAUGUUGUGGCUCGUGGUGGUCGCCACGUGCCUCGCGGCGGCGGCGGCGGGCGCCUCCCUCGUCGAGCGCGUUCACUGGAGCACGCGGGACCCGCGGUUCUACCCGGGCAGCCACGGGGUGAUCCUCUACCCGCAGAUGGGAGACCGCAUCGACCUCAUCUGCCCCGUGAUGUCAUCAUCACCGUUCUCAUCAUCGUCAUCAUCGUCGUCAUCUUCUCAGUCAUCCGCAUCGCUGCCACGGAGGCAGUGGCCGCAGUGGAGCGACUCGGCCGUAGCGGAUUCUGGGUCCGGUUUGGGACUGGGUCUGGGUUUUGGUCCGAGUCCGGAUUUUGGCACAGGUCCAGGUCCAGAUCUCGGUAUGGGACCUGGUCCAUUCCUUGGCAUGGAUCCAGCCGUGGCUUCGGGACCUGGUCCAGGCUCGGGACCGGGUCUGGGAGUGGGUUCGGGUCCUGGCCUGGGUACGGGUCCAGGUCUGGGGUUCGGUCCCAGUCCUGGUCUGGGUGUAAACCUGGAUCUGGAUCUGAGCACCGGCCCUGCUCAGAGAUCCGGACCAAGUCCCGGUGCCAUUCCAGCCCUGGCUUCUGGUCCCGGUCCAAACUGGGGUCACGUGCCUGGUUCCGAUUUGGGUCUGGAUCUGUCCUUGGAUCUGGGUGCUGCUGUUGCUGCUGCUGGUGGUGGUUUUGGACCAGGUUCUCGACCCAUUCUCGGUCACGGCACUGGCCCGGGUCCCGAUUCGGGUCAGGGUCUCGGCCCGGGUCCCGCCGAGUUCCACCGCCUCUACCUGGUCUCGCGAGACUCGAGCGUGCGCUGCGAGGCGCCCCCCGGCGCUCGCAACUCUCGCCUCGUGCUCGCGUGCGACCGCCCGGCGCGCGCACUCAAGUACACGCUCAAGGUGCAGCGCGUGAGUCCCAACUACCGCGGACUCGAGUUUGCGCCGAAGAGGGAGUACCACAUCAUAUCCACAUCGGACGGCACAUGGGAGGGACUGUCCGGGCGCGUGGGAGGCGCCUGCGCCACGCACGGCAUGAGGCUCGUGCUGAGGGUGGGGCUAGACCCACGUGACGAGGAACGAGCCCGAGGCAUUAUGGGAGGAGCAGCGUGGCAAGAUGGGAAAACCACACGGCAUCACGGGAGGGCGAUGACUUCUGAUCCGACACAGGGGAAGUCACGUGACUGGAACGCUUCAGACUUGCGUGACGUCACCAGCACGGCUCAAGUCCCGCACCCAGCCUACCCCGGCCCGCUGCUGAUUGGCUGGCUGGCUGCAGGCUCCGCCCUCGUCCUGCUAAUCUCAUUCGUUGGACUCUCGAUCACGUGGCCCCGCCUCCGCCGGCACCGGGCGCCCCAGAGCACAGGAUGCCGUCAGGACAGCAGCGGCAGCAGCAGAAGAAGGGCCAGGUCUGGGGCACGAGCAGGAGGAGGGGGGGACGACGAGAAUGAGGCUGAGGAGGAGACGGAGGAGGAUGGGGGUGUGCGUGGCGGCGGUGGGGGUGGAGGUGGCGGAGGAGCGGUGGCGCCCGGCGGUUCCCCGUGUGGAGGGGCGGGAGCCCCGUGCCCGCACUACGGGAAGGUGUCUGGAGACUACGGACUGCCCCUGUACAUCGUGCCCGACCUGGCGAGACAGCACGCCGCCUCCGUCUACUACCAGGUGUGAGGAGCACAGGGCUAGCGGCAGCUACGGUGGAGGUGGAAACAUCACCAGCAGCAGCAGCAGAAACACUGGGAGCAUCAAUUGAAGCACCCGCACCUCCGAUUAGCACGGUUGGCUACGUACGGUGCGAAAGAAGUUCAACAUACAGAAGCAGCAUCAGCAGAAGCACAGGAAGCAUCAGUGGUAACGUCAGCAAACGCAGCAGUAGUGACAGUGACGGUGGCAGCAGCAGCAGGGGAAGCAGCAGCAGCGGCAUCAGUUAUCAUCAGCGGAAGCAGUAGCAGAAGCAGCGAGAGACUUAUCAGUACCAGCAGCAGAAGCAGCCUCGGCCUCAAGAUCAUCGUCGUCAUAAUCACCACCACCAGCAUUAGCAUCAGCAAGAUGCACCGGCUUCGUUAUUAACCAGCUACAGUAGAUCACCAGCAUCCAUUGCAGCAAAAAAACCAGCAGCACAACCACAGAGAGGAGCAUGACCUCAGGUCACUCGUGUGACAGCCGUUCUCAUCACAACAUGGUGAGCGCUGCUGUGGCUUCUUCCUGCAGGGCUCCGAGACUCUACAAGCUGCACAAGCCGGGCGGGAAGUGAGCCUCGUUGGGAGGAGGUGACUGCGUAGACUGAAUUAUGGCAAGGCUUCUUUAUAUUUCAUCGAUAACGGGAUUUUUUUUUUUAAGAGCAACAAACAACAACAGCCGCCAUUCGCCACUAAGUGGCGGUGACAUCACCACGGCGUCUGUGCCAGGCCAGGUGCACGUUUGAGGCUACGUGAAGUGUCGAAGGAGGAGGUCAAGGGACAGACCCAGGUGCUAUGAAUUGAUUGAUUGAGAUGAUUGGCUGUGCCCUCUACAAGCAAAAAACAACACCACCACCAAGACCAACACCAUUAACAACAACAGCUUUUAAAUUCCAAAGUUUGAAAUUGUAGAGGUUUUUUCCCAGGCGUUCAAGGACUUGUCAAAGUGAUUCAUGAGGUGUGGAGAAAUGUUGAUACACUCCUCUAGUAAACGCUUCAACGUUACAUUCGCCAGGCACAGUAUGCUGCCGCUGCGUAAUGGUUUGAGCACAGAUAUACGUGAGCAAGAACCAGAGGUCGUGUGUGGUGGGGUGAAGUGUGGGUAACUCUCCCACCUUCUCCGAGAUAUUUGUUCAUAGUGGAGGCGCUACCAUCGGCAGUGGCGUGAGCAAGCGAUUGCAGGGGCUGCAUCUUUACAGUUUUUUUUACAUUAAACACCCCCACCAACAAAAAAAACAAUAGCACUCCAAGACUAGCAUCACUUACGCUGCCUUAAAACAGUCGACAGGACAGCGAGCACUUGGUUCGUCAGAGGAGAGGAAAUCCAAGAAAUGUCACAAACGUAGAGAGGCACCGGGAGCGCAGAUCACCGUUAGACAGCGUUGUUCGGAGCGGGGUAAUACUGGAGAGAGACAGACUCUGGGCUGUGGAUGUGGAGAUUGAUGAUGAUGGUGAUGAUGAUUGUAGUCCAAGGCGCGAAUGAGUGGAUAUGGACUGAGGACCGGGAAGGCAGAUUCACGUGAGGUGCAUGGACGGUAAUUCCAGAAAGAAGAAAAAUAAGAGGAUGAGGAUGACGGAUCAAUAUAAAAGCCCAGUGGUUCUCAACCUUUCAUCGUACGGCAGCCGCCAAAUCAAGACUGACUCGUCCUCGCGCGUCCCCCCCCCGCCCUUCACCCCCCCCCCCACCUCAGUGUUGCUAAGGCCACCAGACACAGAGAGAUCACGUGUCCGUGUCGCGUAUCAGUGUGGGUCUGUCACCGCGACGUCGAUGCCACGUUGUGGUGACAUUCGAAAUUUAUCCUGCGCGGUAUCCAUGCCUCAGACUGCGCUCUAAGUGGCAAUUACACCGAUUGAGAACUGCUAUAGUAGCCUGACGUUUCAGGAAAUGGCCCUUCUUCAGAUCAGAGAGCGAGAGGGAGCAGUGAUCACACUUUAUAGUUUAGACUGUGAGGCCAUCAAAGACGGGGGGGGGGGGGGGGGGGGAGAAAAAAAGGAAAAAAUAUGAAUCUGUGUUAAGCCUACGACCAAACCACCCAGAUUCCAAGAACACAGGAUGAGAUGUUACUAUCCUUUGUGCAAGCACUUCCAAGAGUUCAUGAAUACCCGAUGUAAAUUUCGUGGAACUACGCAGGGCUGAGCAUAGAAAGUACUCGGAUGAGCAACCACCAUGCAUAACAGGUUGUUAUAGGCUGCUGCGGGGCUACACGUAGUGGGGAGCAGAGGGGAGUGAAGUGUUGUUUCGUGCUUUUAUGCCCUUACUCCUUUGCCUCCUCCCACCUUCACCAACCUGCAAUGACCGGCGUGGUGAAGUAUGGCUAAACAACCCGUACGACCGGCACGGUACGUGAAGGCAGGACCUCAUCCAGCAGUCGACUGCCAAAAGGGCUGUACACGUUCACGUGUAAGGCCGGGUGAGUGCAAGUCAAGCUGAGUGCUGUCCAGCACCAUGCUCUGCUACGGUUGAAAGCGUUUAUGAAACAUUUUUUACCAGAUAAGGUCAACUCAGCUAUGUAGCUCUUAUUCAGAAGCGACCUGGCUAUCACUAAUGAUAGCUCAACGAAGUGGCUUAUCAUCAUCAC
Messenger RNA from Lethenteron reissneri (Far Eastern brook lamprey), 5250 nucleotides. RefSeq lists its product as uncharacterized. Lineage: Eukaryota; Metazoa; Chordata; Hyperoartia; Petromyzontiformes; Petromyzontidae. Gene Ontology annotation, biological process: ephrin receptor signaling pathway; axon guidance. The record is from RefSeq and is a predicted model, not a curated record. Gene Ontology annotation, cellular component: plasma membrane. Gene Ontology annotation, molecular function: ephrin receptor binding.